AUGGAUCAAAGCCAAGAGGGCCUCUUGAGCCCCAACGACCCAGAACGCGAACCAGACCGUUUCCGGCGCUCCUAUGAAGCGCGCGAAUCAUCCGACCUCGAAUCCGACAUCGACGCGACCGAGUUCCUCCAGAGCGACCCUCUGACCGCCGAAAAAGGCACCAACUCGCUCGCAUUCCAAUCCCAACCGCGUAGCCGGUGGUUGCAACGGCCAUGCGGGUGCUGCGUCGGCCGAUCGCGGAAAUGCAUAUACUCGUGUCUGGCCGUGCUCGUGCUCGUGUGGAUCGCCCUGGGAGCAGGCGGGUUCUUCGCCUACAAGAAAUACAAGCAGUCUCCGCCCGAUGGCCAGUCCCCGCCGUGGUACCCGACGCCCAAGGGCGGCACGGCGCGGGGAUGGGCACACAGUUAUAGGAAAGCGAGUGAGAUGGUAGCGAAGAUGACGCUUCCAGAGAAGGUCAAUGUCACGACAGGGACCGGGUGGAUGAUGGGCCCUGCGGUGGGGAAUACGGGCCCGGCCGUCAAUGUUGGAUUUCCGGCUUUGUACCUUCAGGACGGCCCGCUGGGGAUUCGCUUUGCUGACAAUGCAACGGCAUUCCCGGCCGGAGUCACGGUCGGCGCCACAUGGAGCAAGGACUUGAUGUACAAAUGGGGCAAUGCCCAUGCGAUCGAGGCACGGAAGAAGGGAAUAAAUGCAAUUUUGGGGCCCUGCAUCGGGCCCCUUGGGCGCAUGCCCGCAGGAGGCAGGAACUGGGAAGGCUUUGGCGCUGAUCCGUACUUGCAGGGCAUUGCCGGAGCCGAGUCCAUCAAAGGCAUCCAGGACGAGGGUGUCAUGGCCACCAUCAAGCACCUGGUUGCUAACGAGCAGGAGCAUUUCCGACAGCCCUGGGAGUGGGGUCUGCCCAACGCCGUAAGCAGCAACAUCGACGAUCGAACUCUGCACGAACUCUACAUGUGGCCGUUCGGUGAUGCCGUCAAAGCCGGCGUAGCAAGCGUCAUGUGCAGCUACAACCAGAUCAACAACUCGUAUGCGUGCGGCAACUCCAAGCUCCUCAACGGCAUUCUCAAAGAUGAGAUGGGUUUCCAGGGCUUCGUCAUGAGUGACUGGCUGGCACAACGUAGUGGUGUCGCAACUGCGCUAGCUGGCUUGGAUAUGACGAUGCCAGGGGACGGAUUGUUCUGGCAAGACGGCAAGUCUCUGUGGGGCUCAGAGCUGACCAAAUCAAUUCUCAAUGGCUCAGUACCCCUGGACAGAUUGAACGACAUGGUUACUCGCAUCGUCGCCGCGUGGUACCAAAUGGGCCAAGACGACAAGAGCAGAUUCGACCCCGAUGGACCUAACUUCUCCUCUUGGACCAACGAUGAAUACGGAGUCGAAUCGCCUGGCAGCUCUACGGAACAGGAGAAGGUCCGCGUGAACGAGUACGUCAACGUCAUGGGCAACCACUCAGCUCUUGCGCGUCAAAUCGCUGCGGAGGGCACAAUCUUACUCAAGAAUGAGGGUAUUCUCCCGAUCGACCGUCAUGGAAAUACCGACAUGAAGCUGCGAAAGAAACACGAAGGCAAGGUUCGGAUCGGAAUCUUUGGGGAAGAUGCUGGACCUGGUCAAGGUCCGAACGCUUGCAAAGACCGCGGAUGUAAUCAGGGCACGCUGGGUUCUGGCUGGGGCUCCGGAGCUGUUGAGUUCCCAUACUUGAUCUCUCCUAUCGAAGUACUCGACGAUGGCUGGGACAAGGAAAAAGUCGAACUGAACUCAUGGUUGACCAACUCUCCACCGUUCGAGAAGCAGCCCGAAAUCCUCGAGAAUCAAGAUAUCUGCAUCGUUUUCGCCAACGCCGACUCGGGUGAGGGUUUUCUGUCUUGGGGCUCGGUUGGUGGUGACCGGCCUGAUCUACUUCUUCAGAAAGGUGGCGACGACUUGAUCGUAGCAGUUGCAAAAGGUUGUGGUGGCGGUAAGGGUGACACGAUUGUUGUCGUCCAUGCCGUCGGCCCUGUCAUUAUGGAAAGCUGGAUCGACUUGCCAGGGGUGAAGGCAGUGCUCCUCGCCAUGCUACCCGGCCAAGAAAGCGGAAAUGCGUUGGGAGACGUCAUGUUUGGAGAUGUCAACCCAAGCGGUCAUCUGCCUUGGACCAUUGGCAAAAGCUUAGAUGAUUACGGCGAAGGAGCCAAGAUCAUGUAUCUGCCUAACGGCGUGGUGCCGCAACAAGACUUCAAAGAGGGUCUUUACAUUGACUACCGACACUUCGACAAAUACAACAUUGUGCCGCGCUUUGAGUUUGGAUACGGCCUAUCGUACACGUCAUUCGCCUUUUCCGUCCCGGAAGUCACGGAGGUCAAACCAAAGAGCGCGUACCCGGCAGCUAGACCGAAGGACUUUGCCAUGCCGCCUGAGUACGACAAUUCUAUUCCCAACGAGGAAGAGGCGCUGUUUCCCGACGGCUUCAGGAAGCUGGACAAAUACGUCUACCCUUACCUCGACACGAUCGACGACCUCGUCACCGAUGGCUACCCCUAUCCGGAUGGCUACACCGACCAGCAACCCCUCAGCGGCGCCGGAGGCGACGAGGGCGGGAACCCCGAUCUGUGGGAAACGUACGUGACCGUGUCCGUGAACGCGACCAACACGGGCGCCAAACCGGGCAACCUCGUCACGCAGCUGUACAUGGCGUACCCGAAAGACAUUACGGGUAACGAGAGCAGUGUCGAUUUCCCCGUCAAGGUGCUGCGCGGGUUUUCGAAGGACUUUUUGGAAAGGAAUGAGACAAAGAUUGUGGAGUUUGAGUUGAGUAGACGGGAUUUGAGCUACUGGGAUGUGGAGAGCCAGAAUUGGAGGAUGGUUACGGAGGGGCAGUAUGCGUUUAUGGUCGGGACGAGUUCGAGGGAUUUGGAUAGGUUGGUUAUGUGGUAA
Pseudomassariella vexata is the source of this 2904-nucleotide messenger RNA. Its product is annotated as glycoside hydrolase superfamily. The record is from RefSeq and is a predicted model, not a curated record. The coding region runs from base 1 to 2904 and encodes 967 amino acids. Gene Ontology annotation, molecular function: beta-glucosidase activity. The transcript has 4 exons. NCBI's taxonomy places the organism in Eukaryota, Fungi, Ascomycota, Sordariomycetes, Amphisphaeriales, Pseudomassariaceae. Gene Ontology annotation, biological process: glucan catabolic process.